Messenger RNA from Trematosphaeria pertusa, 1450 nucleotides. Its product is annotated as oxidoreductase 2-nitropropane dioxygenase. Gene Ontology annotation, molecular function: nitronate monooxygenase activity. Bases 130 to 1206 code for a protein of 358 amino acids. The transcript is spliced from 2 exons. NCBI's taxonomy places the organism in Eukaryota, Fungi, Ascomycota, Dothideomycetes, Pleosporales, Trematosphaeriaceae. The record is from RefSeq and is a predicted model, not a curated record.
CAGCAUCACCAGGCUAUGAUCACUAAAGCUAGCAAUGACUCUUCAUGCCCCAAAUCCACUUCUUAAGAAGUCAAUGGCAUCCUUUAGUUUCAACGAGAGAAGAAACCCGACAACUAGAAAGCGAACGCAAUGGACGGAAUCCAAACUCUCAAAAAGGACUACCCAUGGAUCCAAAACCCCCUCAUCGUAGGAGCCCCUAUGCGACUCAUUGCACUAGCAGAUCUUGCGGUUGAAGUUUCGAAAGCGGGAGGCAUAGGCUUCAUCGGCGCCGGAACAGACGUAUCAGAUCUGGACUCCCACCUUCACAAGGCCCAAGACCUGCUCAAAUCCUCGUCCCUUGCCACUGGCUCAGCCAUCCUCCCCAUCGGCAUCGGCUUCAUCAACUGGGGCGCCUCGCUCUCAGACUCCAUUCCACUCAUUCAGAAGUACCGGCCAGCGGCAGUAUGGUUCUUCGCGCCUUCUUCCACCACUUCGCUCACGGAGUGGGCCCAAGGAACCAGGAAAGCGUCUCCGGAAACGAAGAUCUGGGUCCAAGUCGGCAGCGUAAAAGAAGCCGUUGACGCGCUCAAGAGCGCGAAGCCAGACGUCCUCGUCGUCCAGGGUACGGAUGCAGGUGGUCACGGUCUGGCGCAGGGCGCGAGCGUGAUAUCUCUCGUGCCCGAAGUGUCCGACGCUGUCGACGCGGUGGUGAAGGAACACGGUGGUCCGUCUCCCGUCCUCCUCGCCGCGGGAGGCAUCGUCGAAUCCCGCGGCGUCGCAGCCGCCCUCGCCCUUGGCGCCUCCGGGAUUGUAAUGGGAACGCGCUUUCUCGCCUGUCACGAAGCUGUCAUAGCGAAGGGGUAUCAGGACGAAGUCCUCCGCGCUAGUGACGGUGGGCAGAAUACCGUGCGAACAAAGGUGUAUGACAAUCUGCGGGGGACUACCGGGUGGGCAGAAACGCAUAACGCAAGGGGUGUCAUCAAUAAGAGCUACAUAGAUGCAGUGGCGGGCUUAGACGAAGCUCAGAACAAGAAGCUGUAUGAGGAGGACAUGAAGAAGGGAGAUAAAGGUUGGGGCGUUGAAGCGAGGAUGACUACGUAUGCUGGCGCUGGAGUUGGAUUGGUAAGGGAGGUGAAGAGUGCGAAGGAGAUUGUCGAGGAGGUGAGAGAUGGGGCCAGAGCGGUUCUAAAAUGGUUGGGUGAUGGUGCGAUGACAGGAAAGCUCUAGAAUGGAGAGACUCCAUAGAGCAAUUUUGAGAUUGGUGGAACUGUAAACCAUGAUAUGUCCGGUAGUUCGAAGACCAUUUUGUCUCGAGGGUUGGCUACGGCUCACGGAAGAGAAACCUCACUGAUGCCACCAUUUUCGAGCCGUAUGCGCCAAACCUCUGGAAACUCUGCCCAGAUAUCCAUAACGCCGCCCAAUGCAAUCAUGAAGAAGCCUCGCCCAUCUGCUCAUCCCUCUCAAAUCCCAG